AGUCGUACUGAAAAACAACGGUGCAUUACCUACCUGCACCUCAGUACACAUUGUACCUAGUUUGAGCAAACACUGCCGUUACAAACAACUCCCUUAUCAGUAGUUGACGGAAAGCACCAUUGUUCACAUGGGGCUAUACUCUUACUGUUUACUAGUCCUCACAUGGACGAUGGCCUGUGCUAGAGUGCCGUUGUAUUUGAAAGAUCUAAAUGUUAACCCAGGGUAUAAAUCAGAAUGGAAACCGAACAUCGGCCAAAGGAACCCGACAGGCAUAGAGUUCGGUGAAAUUUCCCGCGGCUCGCUGCUGAAAAUAAUGGCAGAAUUCGCGCAGAACGUGGAGCAGCGGCUGCGCCCGCGCAUGCAGAGCGCGCGCUUCGAUGCGCACUUCGCCAACAACAAGUACACCCGGCCCUACAUAUACCCAAAGUUUGGCAGGAACAGCAUAAACUAGGAGUUCGUUUCAACUACUAUGUUUUACCCCAGCACCGUUAAAACUAAUCAACUAGACCGAAUGUCUAUUAAAUAUUAUUUUUAUCUAAACUACCUUUCUGCCUGAUUUAAGGACAUCUUUCAGAUAUUCCAGUUAACCUAAUCUGUGGGUAUAUCAUACCUGGUACG
This is a messenger RNA of Cydia fagiglandana, 618 nucleotides long. RefSeq lists its product as uncharacterized. The record is from RefSeq and is a predicted model, not a curated record. Bases 128 to 451 code for a protein of 107 amino acids. The transcript has 2 exons. NCBI's taxonomy places the organism in Eukaryota, Metazoa, Arthropoda, Insecta, Lepidoptera, Tortricidae.